Drosophila eugracilis is the source of this 911-nucleotide messenger RNA. RefSeq names its product probable peptidyl-tRNA hydrolase 2. The transcript is spliced from 2 exons. The record is from RefSeq and is a predicted model, not a curated record. Gene Ontology annotation, molecular function: peptidyl-tRNA hydrolase activity. The coding region runs from base 97 to 654 and encodes 185 amino acids. NCBI's taxonomy places the organism in Eukaryota, Metazoa, Arthropoda, Insecta, Diptera, Drosophilidae. Gene Ontology annotation, cellular component: cytosol; mitochondrion.
CCGUACUUGGUGUGACCGCAUCCGGAAACGUGAAGUGAGCGCCAUCGGUUGCGUUUUUUCGCGAAAUAAUAAAGUAAUAGAAAUAAACGGAGCGACAUGGGAGACAAGUUGCUGGACCCAACCCAGAUCAUCAAUGGACUGGCUGUGAUGCUGUCCUUCUUCGUGGGAUAUCGUUACGCCCUGAAACGUGGUGACGCCAAGGAUUCAUCUGACGAAGGAGCGGCAGCUACAUCCUCGUUGGGAUCCUCAGUGUCCAGUUCGGAAGCGCCUGUUUUGGAUAAGGGCUAUGGAGGCUUCAACGAUAACUUCAAGAUGGUCCUUGUGGUGCGCAACGACCUCAAAAUGGGCAAAGGGAAGAUUGCCGCCCAGUGUGGCCAUGGAGCGGUAGGUGCUUACCAGCGAGCUGUGGUCAGGACGCCAAAAUUGUUGAGAGCGUGGGAGAAUUGUGGUUGCGCCAAAAUCGCUGUACGCGUAGAGAGCGAGGCGGAGCUAAUGGCUAUCAAGAAGGCCGCAGAGCGCCAGCAGCUGAACACCUGCCUCAUCCGCGACGCCGGUCGCACCCAGAUCGAGGCGAACUCCAAGACAGUGCUGGCCGUGGGUCCAGCGGCUGCCGCAGACAUUGACCGUGUCACCGGUCACCUGAAGCUGCUGUAAGAUCCGCAUUACGGGAACUCUCACAGGCCAUAAGGCAUCACUAAUUCACUGGAGUGCAACCCGACAAUUCUCAAAGCAAUAGGACGCGUGGGUGGAGCGGUGGAGGAGUCUAGAGAUGGCGUCAUGCCACCGGGAAGAGCGACGACUGUGACAUGCAAGUUAAGCUAAGAUUUACGUUAUCACGUUCACUGUGAGCCGAGCUAUUAAAUAUUAAACGAUUACCAGUCCAUUGUGGAACUGCAAAGCUCCUAAACGAA